This is a messenger RNA of Histoplasma capsulatum G186AR, 606 nucleotides long. RefSeq lists its product as uncharacterized. The record is from RefSeq and is a predicted model, not a curated record. The transcript has 4 exons. Lineage: Eukaryota; Fungi; Ascomycota; Eurotiomycetes; Onygenales; Ajellomycetaceae. The coding region runs from base 1 to 606 and encodes 201 amino acids.
AUGAGCGAAGUGGAUUUCAACAUCAUGGAGCACUCCGGUGCCAUUCACAGUGGUCCGGGAACACAAAGGGGAAAUCGGGCGAUCGACUUGAUCCGGGAUCCGUGCACCCGGUUGUCGAUGUGGAAUCAAACUACCCGGCUUCUGGCCAAUGAGACCCUGCGCAGCGAGAUUCAGCCGCUGAGUGGCGGAAAAUCGUUACUGCGUUCCGUCAGCCGCUUGAACGAUGUGGCUGAAGCCCAGCGACGAGGUCUGAGGUCGAUAAACAACAAACUGCUAUGUACUCCGUACCUACUAGUUAUUUACAAGCAUCAGCAAGACAACGGGGUUGGCACCAGAAACAACGAGGUUUGGGCGUCGAGCGUGAGAGCCUCCAAUGCCAACGUCCGAGGUGGAUCACUGUGGCUGAUAGAUCCAGAGCUGUGCGCGCCACAAUUUGCCGCCCGAGCAAGCUGGAAUCUCACACGGUCGCGGGGAUGCCUUGUCUAUUGGCUCUCGACACCUGAACUAAGUGCCGUGCCAGUGUCCAAGCAUGAAGAAUCUGCUCUUUUUUUUCUCAUUGCGCCUCUUCUCAGAGCCGAACAUCGCCAUUUGGAAUCGCCGAGAUGA